Salvelinus sp. IW2-2015 is the source of this 1857-nucleotide messenger RNA. Its product is annotated as protein SET. Gene Ontology annotation, biological process: nucleosome assembly. The record is from RefSeq and is a predicted model, not a curated record. NCBI's taxonomy places the organism in Eukaryota, Metazoa, Chordata, Actinopteri, Salmoniformes, Salmonidae. Gene Ontology annotation, molecular function: chromatin binding; histone binding. Gene Ontology annotation, cellular component: chromatin; nucleus.
UUCUGGCAAGGGUGUGUGUGCAUGAGCAAAGCCUCUCUUGUUCACGACACGCGCGUUAUUCGCACUCUCCACCAUUGAAGGUGGAACGUAACUUUUCUCUUUCCCGAGGAGACAUCUGAACAACUGGGAAUAUAUAUUCUGUCUCAAACAUCUAAGGUGUUCGAAAAUCAUGUCAGCCUCGGCGGCGAAAGUCGGUAGAAAGGAGAACUCGAAUCAUGAUGGAGCGGACGAGACCUCCGAAAAAGAGCAACAGGAAGCUAUUGAACACAUUGACGAAGUACAGAAUGAAAUUGACAGAUUGAACGAACAGGCCAGUGAGGAGAUUUUAAAAGUAGAGCAGAAGUACAAUAAAUUACGCCAGCCAUUCUUCCAGAAGCGGUCAGAACUCAUAGCAAAAAUCCCCAACUUCUGGGUCACAACAUUUGUUAACCAUCCACAAGUUUCAGCCCUUCUUGGUGAGGAGGAUGAGGAGGCACUUCAUUACCUUACCAGGGUGGAGGUGACUGAGUUUGAGGACAUCAAGUCGGGUUACAGAAUAGAUUUUUACUUCGAUGAGAACCCGUACUUUGAGAACAAAAUUCUCUCCAAAGAGUUUCACUUGAAUGAAAGUGGGGACCCAUCUUCAAAGUCAACUGAAAUCAAAUGGAAGGCUGGAAAGGACUUGACGAAGCGUGCCAGCCAAACGCCAAACAAAGCGGGUAAGAAGAGGCAACACGAAGAACCAGAGAGCUUCUUUACCUGGUUCACAGAUCACUCCGACGCAGGGGCAGACGAACUAGGAGAGGUCGUCAAGGAUGACAUCUGGCCCAACCCGUUACAGUAUUACCUGGUCCCUGACAUGGAUGACGAGGAAGGGGAAGGCGACGACGAUGAUGAUGACGAAGAGGGCUUGGAAGACAUCGAUGAGGAAGGAGAUGAGGAUGAAGGCGAGGAAGAUGAUGAAGAGGAUGGAGAGGAUGAUGGCGAGGAUGAUUAAGGUUGAAAGGAACAUUCCAACCUACACCAUUCCCUGUUCUUUCCUUUCAAUCAUCCUUCAACCCUUGGGAGCAAGAAUAUUUGUUUUCAUUUUAUUUUUGUAUUUUGUGCUCUCCUGUUCUACAAGUGUCCGCCUGUCCAUACCAUGUCUAUAGAUGCGUUAAUUUCCAGGCCAUGCCCACAUCAGAAAGCUAGUGGCAAUCUCUGUCAUAACUACUACACGUGUCUCCGAAGACAAAUAAAAUAAAAGUACUGGCAUUCUGCACGUCGUCAUAUAGACAAAUAAUUUCUAAUAGCAAUUUAUAUAUGUAUGAUAUAUAAAUAAGGUUUCUGUUAAAGUUGUGAGUUGAAUAAAGAGGAGUCAUGGUGCAGUGAUAAUAGCAUCUCUAGACACUUUUUAAAAAAUAUAUAUACAUUUUCUUUAACGCAGCGUUUGGGGGGCCUCCUGGAGUUGACAGCUUUUUUUCUUCGUCAUGUGUUGUACUAAUGGAAAGCAUCAGCUUCUUCCUGUCAACUGUUGUAAAUGUUUUGGGGUCGAUAUCUUGGUAUGACACAGUUAUUGUAGACAGUUAAAUGGGGUUUGGUGGGUCGAAUGGGCAUUUGACACAUUUGGGUUUGUUGAUUGACUUUUCAUUGUAAUGUUUUACAGACACCCAUGAGGUUUGAAAAAUUAAAUUUUUAAUAAAAACAAAACAAAAUUUCCUCUUGUAAUUUUGAGCUUGGCUAAUUAACAGGUUAUUUAUAGAGAAAAUAAAGACCAUGUAUAAUCUCAUAUGGAAUCUACACUGGUGUUCUUCUCCGCCUUUUCUACUGGAAAACUGUUCAUGUUAACAUUUAAGUGUACCAAUUGCUUUGUAACUAUAAAUAAAUGUAAUACAUUCA